AUGGGGGUUAUUCGCAAGAAGAUUGCGGGCAGAAGCGGCGAAGGUGGGGUGAAAUAUAUCUGUGAUGUCUGCUCUGUUGAUAUCACAUCAACGGUCCGGAUUCGGUGCGCUGACCCUGCCUGUCACGAUUAUGACCUCUGUGUCCCGUGUUUCGCAAAUGGAUCUUCCAGCAAUGCUCACAAACCCGCGACACACUCGUUCCGAGUCAUCGAGCAGAACUCCUUUCCCAUCUUUGACCCAGACUGGGGUGCCGAUGAGGAACUCUUGCUCCUCGAAGGAGCUGAAAUAUACGGCUUAGGAUCAUGGGCGGACAUUGCCGAUCACAUUGGCGGUUAUCGGACGAAGGACGAGGUUAGGGACCAUUAUCUGAAAGUCUACAUCGAGUCACCCAACUUCCCCCUGCCGGAACGUUGCAGCCCGUACGAUCUUGAAUUACCCAAUUCGAUCUCCCGAGAGGAGUUCCAAGCUCGUAAGAAACGCAGGAUCGAAGAACGGCGAGAGGCUGCCAAGAAUGCUCCCCCCCCUCAGCCCAAGACGAAACCGACAGCUAGCAUUCCAGCUUGUCACGAGAUCCAGGGAUACAUGCCCGGCCGUUUGGAAUUCGAAACCGAGUACUGCAACGAAGCAGAGGAGGCCGUACAGCUCAUGUCGUUCGAUCCCGGCGAUGGCAUCAACCCGCGUACUGGCGAACUGGAGCCCGAAAUGGAGCUGAAGCUUACGGUGAUGGAGAUCUACAACAACCGGCUCACGCAGCGCGUUGAGAGGAAGAAAGUGAUUUUCGAGCACAACCUGCUCGAGUACAGGGAGAACACCAAGGCGGAGAAAAAGCGAUCACGAGAAGAACGCGAGCUUCUCAACAAGGCGAAGCCCUUUGCGCGCAUGAUGAACCGCCAUGACUUCGAGCAAUUUUGCCAAGGUCUUAUCGAUGAGCUUAACCUUCGUCAGGCUAUCGCCCAGCUGCAGGAAUGGCGUAGUAUGCGCAUCGGUGACCUCAAGAGCGGCGAAAAGUACGAGCAGGAGAAGGCCCUGCGCAUUCAGAAGUCUAUGCCCAUGGGUUCCCUCGACCGCGAGAGGCUGGCGACGUCGCAGCGCGGCAAGAACCAGCAGCAGCCCGAGCCGCCAAGCGGUGCCGCACUUCUGGUUGCUCCUGAAUUACCGGCCCGGUACAAGGAGCCGAUCAUCGACGCUAACGGCUUCCCCCGUCCGGAUGCCAACAGACUUACCGUUGACGGCGGUAGUGUUGUUGUCGCGAACGGCACUUCUCAGCCCAAGCCGAAAUAUGUACCUCCGCCGGUGCCGGGUGUUCAGCCCAUGAAUCUUACCCAGGACAAUGCGCCGGAUCUUCACCUGCUGACGCCGGAGGAGAUCAAGCUUUGCGAGACUCUACGGAUCCAGCCGAAGCCGUACAUUAUGAUCAAGGAGCAGAUCCUUAAGGAGGCAGUCAAGGGUAAUGGGAGUCUGAAGAAGAAGCAGGCGAAGGAGAUUUGCCGUCUGGAUUCCCAGAAGGGGGGCAGGAUUUUUGAUUUCAUGGUCAACGCUGGUUGGGUGGUCAAGGCUUGA
Molecule: messenger RNA, 1560 nt
Organism: Thermochaetoides thermophila DSM 1495
Lineage: Eukaryota; Fungi; Ascomycota; Sordariomycetes; Sordariales; Chaetomiaceae
Product: putative transcriptional protein
Exons: 2
Coding region: 1-1560 (519 amino acids)
Biological process (GO): regulation of transcription by RNA polymerase II; chromatin remodeling
Cellular component (GO): SAGA-type complex; nucleus
Molecular function (GO): zinc ion binding; transcription coactivator activity; chromatin binding
Source: RefSeq, a predicted model, not a curated record